UUGUUUUGCUGAUCAGCUAGCUGGCAUGGCGCACAAAAUAGGUCAUCAAGUUCCUCCAUGAUCAAACGUAAACGCUCAGCUUAGAAGGAAAAGAAACAAGAGAUCUUACAUUUUUCGAAAUGACUGAUCUUGUGAAGCAUACUGGAGGUUGUCACUGUGGAGCCGUCAAGUUUGAGGCUUUGGCACCAAGAGAUGUUAAAGUUUUUGACUGCAACUGCAGUAUAUGCACGAUGAAACAGAACAAGCACUUCAUAGUCAAUGAGUCUAAUUUCACGAUAUUACGGGGAGAAGACAAUUUGACUUGCUACACCUUCAACACCAAGCAGGCAAAGCACACUUUCUGCAAAACAUGUGGAGUACAAAGUUUCUACACACCAAGGUCUAAUCCAAAUGGGAAAGGUAUAGCGAUACAUUGUGUGGACAAGGGAACUAUUGACAACAUCACGAUCAUGACGUUUGAUGGACAGAACUACGAGGAAAGCCUGGCAGGUGACCUAGAGAACAUCAGGAAGUUGUCUGCACCCACUCAAGACGCUUGAUCAAUCAACCAAGAAAAUAGUUGAAAGGAUCCUCUUGUGAAUUGUCAAUUUCAAGAUGGGUGUUUUUCACUGGUAGACAACUUUAAAGGUACUGGACACCAUUGGUAAUUACUCAAAGUAAUUGUCGACAUAAAAACUUACUAUUAAGAGCUGUU
Messenger RNA from Asterias rubens (European starfish), 694 nucleotides. RefSeq names its product centromere protein V-like. The coding region runs from base 120 to 539 and encodes 139 amino acids. Gene Ontology annotation, molecular function: carbon-sulfur lyase activity. The transcript has 5 exons. Lineage: Eukaryota; Metazoa; Echinodermata; Asteroidea; Forcipulatida; Asteriidae. The record is from RefSeq and is a predicted model, not a curated record.